AUGGUAUAUAGUGGACGGAUUUCCCCAAUCCUUCGUCUCCUUGCCAAGUAUCCUACUUCCCAUCACUCUCUCCCUAUAUAUAAAAGAGGCUCCUCCAUGUGGUUUGCUACAUCAAGCACAUAUAUAUAUCCUUCUUGGAUCAGUUUCAUUCUCUACGUACACAGUUUGCAAAUUCGUUUUUCUCUAAUUUCAAGGCCAGGCAAAGAACAGUCUUGUACGUGAAAAGGUGAAGAUGAGUUCAACAAGCAGAGCUAUUGUAGCAGCCAGCAUAGGAGUUGUGGAGGCCAUGAAAGACCAGAUGGGUAUAUGCAAGUGGAAUUAUAUUUUAAGAUCCUCUCAGCAAAAUACAAGGAACCAUCUCCGAUCGUUGUCUCAGGCCAAGAGCCUCUCCUCUUCAACUUCUGCAGUGGUUUCAAGCGAAGUAAGAGAGGAGCAAAUGAAGAAGUCAGAAGAGUCGUUGAGAAAAGUAAUGUACUUGAGCUGUUGGGGUCCCAAUUAUUGAGUCUUGGUCGUCUUAAGACUGAUCAAGGAAGUGACUGCACGAGUACGAGCCAACGAGUUCUCGGAGAAUCUAGGCCGGUACACUUUGUGCAUGGCAUCCAUGGCGGUGGCCGAUCUAUAAAGCCGAGCUAGUAGUCGCUGAGAGAAAUUGUAGGCUGA
Molecule: messenger RNA, 660 nt
Organism: Juglans microcarpa x Juglans regia
Lineage: Eukaryota; Viridiplantae; Streptophyta; Magnoliopsida; Fagales; Juglandaceae
Exons: 1
Coding region: 233-502 (89 amino acids)
Source: RefSeq, a predicted model, not a curated record